AUGUCCACUGAAUUGACUGUUCAAGCUGAAAAAGCUUUCCAAAAGCAACCUCACAUCUUCACCAACCCAAAAUUCAAGACAUCUAGAAGAACCAAGAGAUGGUAUAAGAAUGUUGGUCUAGGUUACAAGACCCCAAAGACCGCUAUUGAAGGUUCCUACAUUGACAAGAAAUGUCCAUUCACUGGUCUAGUUUCCAUCCGUGGUAAGAUUUUGACCGGUACCGUCGUUUCUACCAAGAUGCACAGAACCAUUGUCAUCAGAAGAGAAUACCUACAUUACGUUACAAAGUACAACAGAUUCGAAAAGAGACACAAGAACGUCUCCGUCCACGUUUCUCCAGCUUUCCGUGUCCAAGUCGGUGACAUCGUUACUGCUGGUCAAUGUAGACCAAUCUCCAAGACCGUCAGAUUCAACGUCAUCAAGGUUGCUGCCGCUCCAGGUAAAUCCAACAAGCAAUUCUCCAAGUUCUAA
Molecule: messenger RNA, 471 nt
Organism: Maudiozyma barnettii
Lineage: Eukaryota; Fungi; Ascomycota; Saccharomycetes; Saccharomycetales; Saccharomycetaceae
Gene: RPS11A
Product: 40S ribosomal protein uS17
Exons: 2
Coding region: 1-471 (156 amino acids)
Biological process (GO): translation
Cellular component (GO): cytosolic small ribosomal subunit; ribosome
Molecular function (GO): structural constituent of ribosome
Source: RefSeq, a predicted model, not a curated record